Molecule: messenger RNA, 1079 nt
Organism: Musa acuminata AAA Group (dessert banana)
Lineage: Eukaryota; Viridiplantae; Streptophyta; Magnoliopsida; Zingiberales; Musaceae
Product: glyoxylate/hydroxypyruvate/pyruvate reductase 2KGR
Exons: 2
Coding region: 34-1008 (324 amino acids)
Cellular component (GO): cytosol
Molecular function (GO): hydroxypyruvate reductase [NAD(P)H] activity; glyoxylate reductase (NADPH) activity; NAD binding
Source: RefSeq, a predicted model, not a curated record
CAAUGGACGGCUCUCCGUUGGGUUGAGCGCACAAUGGAAUCCCUCGGCGUCCUCCUCACCGCCCUCAUCGACCCUUACCUGGAGGCCGAGCUCGACCGGCGGUUCAAGCUCUUCCGCCUCUGGGAGUUGCCGCCGGCGCAGCGGAGGGAGUUCCUGCGGGAGAACGCUGAGGCGAUCCGGGCGGUGGUGGGCAGCCCCGCCCUGGGGGCGGACGCGGAGAUGAUCGACCUGCUGCCGCGGCUCGAGAUCGUCGCCAAUUUUGGCGUUGGCCUCGACAAGGUCGACCUCCGCCGGUGCCGCGAUCGGGGCGUCCGAGUCGUCUACACGCCCGACGUCGUUACGGACGACACCGCCGACCUCGCCAUCGGCCUCGCCAUCGCCGCCAUGCGACGGAUCUGCGACUCCGACCGUUAUCUGAGGGAUGGAUCCUGGAAGGGUAAAGGGGAUUACAAGCUCGCCUCUAAGUUCAGUGGUAAAACUGUGGGUAUUCUGGGACUUGGCAGGAUCGGUCAAGCUGUAGCGAAAAGAGCUGAAGGAUUUGGUUGCCCUAUCUGCUACUGCUCGAGAUCAGAGAAACGGCACACAAACUACAAGUACUAUCCCAGUGUUCUUGAGUUGGCAGCCAACUGCCAAGUGCUUGUCGUCGCAUGUCCAUUGACCGAAGAGACCCACCACAUCAUCAACCGAGAAGUGAUCGAUGCAUUAGGGCCGAAGGGUGUGCUUGUCAACGUAGGGCGCGGCCCUCAUGUGGAUGAAUGCGAGCUUGUUUCAGCAUUGCUUGAUGGUCGGCUAGGAGCAGCCGGUCUCGAUGUGUUUGAACAUGAACCUCAUGUACCAGAGCAGCUGUUUGGGUUGGACAAUGUGGUUUUGGUCCCUCAUAUCGGCACUGACACCUUGGAGACUAGCAAAGCCAUGGCAGAUCUCAUUCUCGAAAACUUGGAGGCGCAUGUGUCGAACAGGCCUCUACUGACUCCAGUUUUUUUAUCUGACUCGGAUGUUUUCUUGUAGAAUAUAGGCAACCAAUUUGUUUGGUAGAACAUCCAAGUUAUUCCAUUUAUCAAUCGAUUACAGUUGUUCCA